Heterocephalus glaber (naked mole-rat) is the source of this 2488-nucleotide messenger RNA. It is a transcript of the gene Yars1, whose product is annotated as tyrosyl-tRNA synthetase 1. The record is from RefSeq and is a predicted model, not a curated record. Gene Ontology annotation, molecular function: tyrosine-tRNA ligase activity; ATP binding; tRNA binding. Gene Ontology annotation, biological process: tyrosyl-tRNA aminoacylation. Lineage: Eukaryota; Metazoa; Chordata; Mammalia; Rodentia; Bathyergidae.
UUCCCGUUUCAUCGACCCGCUCGACUCUCCGUUGCUCCUGACUCGUUCCUAGCUACUGCUAGGCAAAGGGUUUAGGCCGAUUAAGCCGAGUGACGAACUCAGCUGAUGCAACCUGAAGGGACUCGCGUGACAGUUCCCGGCACGCGGCGGCGGCGGCGACAGAGGAAGGGGCGCGGGUGCCGGUUGAGCGCGGGAAGUAGGGGUGACGGAGCCAUGGGGGACGUUCCCAGCCCGGAAGAAAAACUGCACCUUAUCACCCGGAACUUGCAGGAGGUUCUAGGGGAAGAGAAACUAAAGGAGAUACUGAAGGAGCAGGAACUUAAAGUUUACUGGGGAACAGCAACCACAGGCAGGCCACAUGUGGCUUACUUCGUGCCCAUGUCCAAGAUUGCUGACUUCUUGAAGGCAGGAUGUGAGGUAACCAUUCUUUUUGCGGACCUUCAUGCAUACCUGGAUAACAUGAAAGCCCCAUGGGAACUUCUAGAACUCAGAACCAGUUUCUAUGAGAACAUGAUCAAAGCAAUGCUGGAGAGCAUUGGUGUGCCCUUGGAGAAGCUCAAGUUCAUCAGAGGCACUGAUUACCAGCUCACCAAAGAGUACACACUGGAUGUGUACAGACUGACCUCCAUGGUCACACAGCAUGAUGCCAAGAAAGCUGGAGCUGAGGUGGUAAAGCAAGUGGAGCACCCUUUGCUGAGUGGUCUGUUGUACCCUGGACUGCAGGCUUUGGAUGAAGAGUAUUUAAAAGUAGAUGCCCAAUUUGGAGGUGUUGAUCAGAGAAAGAUAUUCACCUUUGCUGAGAAGUACCUCCCUGCACUUGGCUACUCAAAACGGAUCCAUCUGAUGAAUCCAAUGGUCCCAGGAUUAACUGGGAGCAAAAUGAGCUCUUCAGAAGAGGAGUCGAAGAUUGAUCUCCUUGAUCGGAAGGAAGAUGUGAAGAAAAAAUUGAAGAAGGCUUUCUGUGAGCCAGGCAAUGUGGAGAACAAUGGGGUUCUGUCUUUUAUCAAGCAUGUCCUCUUUCCCCUCAAGUCUGAAUUUGUGAUCCUUCGAGAUGAGAAAUGGGGUGGAAACAAAACCUACACUGCCUACCUAGACCUGGAAAAGGACUUUGCUAAUGAGGUUGUACAUCCUGGAGACCUGAAGAAUUCUGUUGAAGCUGCCCUGAACAAGCUGCUAGAUCCCAUUCGGGAAAAAUUUAAUGCCCCUGCCCUGAAGAAGCUGGCCAGUGCUGCCUACCCAGAUCCCUCAAAGCAGAAGCCCAUUGCCAAAGGCCCCGCUAAGAAUUCAGAACCAGAAGAGGUCAUUCCAUCCCGGCUGGAUAUCCGUGUGGGGAAAAUCAUUAGUGUGGAGAAGCACCCAGAUGCAGACAGCCUGUAUGUGGAGAAGAUUGAUGUGGGGGAAGCUGAGCCACGGACAGUGGUGAGCGGCCUGGUGCAGUUUGUGCCCAAAGAAGAGCUGCAAGACAGGCUGGUGGUAGUGUUGUGCAAUCUGAAACCGCAGAAGAUGAGAGGAGUCGAGUCCCAAGGCAUGCUUCUGUGUGCUUCUGUAGAAGGUGCAAGCUGCCAGGUUGAACCUCUGGACCCCCCUGCAGGCUCUGCUCCUGGCGAGCGGGUGUUUGUAAAGGGAUUCGAGAAGGGCCAGGCAGAUGAGGAGCUCAAGCCCAAGAAGAAAGUCUUUGAGAAAUUGCAGGCCGACUUCAAGAUUUCUGAGGAGCUCAUUGCACAGUGGAAGCAAAGCAACUUCAUGACCAAGCUGGGGUGCAUCUCCUGUAAAUCUCUGAAGGGAGGAAGCAUUAGCUAGCCAGACUGGCCUCCUCCUCCUUUCUCCCACCAUCCCAAGUCAUCUGCAGUCUCCUUGGUAUGCUGCAUCCAUCACCCAUCCUCCAUCUCCCAGGACACUGAAGCAGCAGGUCUGGGACUCUAGAGGUGCAGAACUCGUUAAGAGGCAGCAAGAGUGACCCCCAGGUGGCAAGGAAGGCUGGGCAGCAGCAGGAAGCCAGCUCUGCCUUCUUCCCUUGGCAACUGACUGGAAGAUUCUGGUUACAAUAUAACUCAUAAUCCUUGUAAUUGGAAAAACACUGGUUCCCAAGUUUUCUUGGAGUAUUCCCAGCAGCUGUGCCUUUAGCCAGGAUCUAGUGCUUGGACUGGGCUAAUUACGGCUUCUCCCCAACAGGAAAUUGUGGGAUUUGAAAAGGAAAGAGGAGGGAAAACAACCAGUGGUUUAAACACCAAGUGGUUGGCAGCUUUCUCCAUGCCUGUCUACCCUGUGGCUUGGUGUACUGGGAGGAAGGGCCUGCCCCAGGGAUCCUGGCUUCCCUGACCAGCUAGGUUUGGACAUUCCCUAAACCAGCUGUAGCGUUAGUACCAGGGGUGGGAUGGAUGGUGUAGCCUGUCUCUUUCUUCAGAGAGGGUGGGUACUUCUUCAUAAGGCAUCUUAAUCAAAUCACUAACCAUCACUGUCUGAUUCAAAUAAAAUGUCUGAACAAGGG